Molecule: messenger RNA, 811 nt
Organism: Saccostrea cuccullata (small rock oyster)
Lineage: Eukaryota; Metazoa; Mollusca; Bivalvia; Ostreida; Ostreidae
Product: oxygen-dependent coproporphyrinogen-III oxidase-like
Exons: 10
Coding region: 41-811 (256 amino acids)
Cellular component (GO): cytoplasm
Molecular function (GO): coproporphyrinogen oxidase activity
Source: RefSeq, a predicted model, not a curated record
AUCACUAACUUUGACUCAGAAUGACGCAGAAUAAACAAAAAUGAAACUCCUUCGUACAGCUUUGAUAAGAGUGAGAACUGCCUACAGCUGCAGUACAAUGUCUAUAUUGAAGCAGAGCCAUAGAAAAUUGUUCUUCUGGUCAUGUGGGGCUGUGUCAGUUGGAAGUGCUGGAGUGUCAAUCAUAUGUUACCAUAGCAACAGCAAUACGGUACUUGCAAACAGUGGAAGGAAACUUGAUUCAUCAAAAUGGAUGGCUGAACCAAUUACAGACAAGACACUUCUAGAAGAGAGGAGUUCAGAAAUGAAAUAUAAAAUGGAAGCCAUGGUGAUGAGAAUUCAGUCAGAAGUUUGCAGAAAACUGGAAGAGAUUGAUGGCGACCAGAAAUUUUUUGUUGACAGAUGGACAAGAGCAGAGGGAGGGGGUGGAAUCACUUGUGUUAUGAAGGAUGGCCUCGUUUUUGAGAAGGCAGGAGUCAACAUCUCUGUGGUACAUGGAAACCUACCCCCUCCAGCCGUGGCUCAAAUGAAAGCCAGAGGCAGGGCUUUAGAGGGCAAGACAUUACCCUUCUUUGCCACCGGAGUCAGCUGUGUCAUACACCCUAGAAAUCCCUAUGUGCCUGCGAUCCACUUUAAUUAUCGGUACUUUGAGGUGGUGGAUGAGAAAGGAAAAGUCCACUGGUGGUUUGGGGGAGGAACAGAUCUAACACCAAAUUAUCUCUUUGAAAAGAUCAAUUUGGGUCCAGUUUACAAAGUAAGAGGUCAAGAUUUGGAUCGAAAAGCUGUCAACUGUAGUAAUAUCAUUGGAAAUUAA